GUUGUUGGCAAACAUUGCAGACUGCAGGAGCACAGCGUCUCUCACCUUUGCUCCGUCCGAAAUAAUUUACAUAUUGUCCUCACGUCGCGGACGCAAUGGGACCCUUUUUCGCCCUGUCGGCGCUUUUGGCCUGCUCUCUUCUUCCUACAGAUGCGUUGAUAACAUGUGGUAACCAGCAGUUCCCGUGCGGGAAUGGGCGAUGCAUCACAGUGAGAUGGGUGUGUGACGGCACAGAUGACUGCGGGGACGCCACAGACGAGCUUCCGGCGACUUGCUUGGCCAGAACCUGCAGACCAACAGAGUUCAGUUGUGCAGACCGGCUGCACCAGUGCAUACCGAGCACCUGGCGCUGUGACGGACAGGCAGACUGUGAGAAUGGAGCUGAUGAAGAGAGCUGCGGACCCAGACGCUGCACCAAGUCCGAGUUCGCCUGCGCAAACGGCCAGUGUGUGUCGUCCUCGUUCGUGUGCGACCAUGAAGAAGACUGCAGCGAUGGCAGCGACGAGGCGUCCUGCCCGCCAGUCACCUGUAGCGCCGCUUCCUUCCAGUGCAACAACAGCCUCUGCCUGCCGCGCCUCUGGGCCUGCGACGGAGACGCCGACUGCACGGACGGCUCGGACGAGUGGCCCCAGAACUGUGGCUCGGUGGCGCCCGUCCCCGCUCGGAUGCACCGCUGCUCCCCGCUGGAAUUCCGCUGCCGCAGCGGGGAGUGUGUCCAUGGCAACUGGAGGUGCGACGGAGGAGCGGACUGCCUGGAUCGAUCGGAUGAAGCCGGCUGUGUGCGACCCACCUGCAGUCCCGAUGAGUUUCAAUGCGACGACGGCGCUUGCAUCCAUGGCAGCCACCAGUGUGACGGGCGGUACGACUGCAGGGAUAGGAGCGACGAAACCGGCUGUGUUAAUGCGACCCGGUGUGAGGGUCCAGCCCGGUUCAAGUGCACCAGUGGGGAAUGCAUCAGCAUGGAGAAGGUGUGCGACAGACAGCGUAACUGCAGGGAUUGGUCGGAUGAGCCUCUGAGGGAAUGUGGCUCCAACGAAUGCCUCAUUAACAACGGGGGCUGCUCUCAUAUCUGCAAUGAUCUGAAGAUCGGCUUUGAGUGUGUGUGCCCCUCCGGAUAUCGCCUGGUGGACAAAAAACAAUGCGAAGAUAUUGACGAGUGCGCCGACCAGGAAAGCUGCACCCAGAUCUGCAUUAACCAAAUGGGAAGUUACAAAUGCGAGUGUGAGGAGGGCUACCAAAUUGACCCAGCAACCAAAGCCUGCAAAGUUACGGGUACGAUCCCCUACCUUCUCUUCACCAAUCGACAUGAAGUCCGAAAAAUGACUUUGGACAAGAGCGAGUACACGCCCGUCAUACCGCGACUGAAAAACGUUGUGGCGCUGGACAUGAACAUGGCCACCAGAGAGAUCUACUGGUCAGAUAUGUCCCAGAAGAAGAUCUACAGAGCUCCAAUGGAUUCAGCGGAGGACCCCAGCCACCACACCACAGUGGUCGGCAACGAUAUCGACGCGCCUGAGGGCAUGGCCUUUGACUGGAUCCAUGGCAACCUGUACUGGACCGACAGCAUCCGCAGCACCGUCUCCGUGGCAACUGCCGAUGGUCGUCGGCGUAAGACCCUCUUCGACCGAGGCCUGUCUAAACCUCGAGCGAUUGUGGUCGACCCUUUCAGCAACUUCGCGUACUGGACAGACUGGGGCAAUCCCGCAAAGAUCGAAAAGGGCGGUCUGAACGGGGGCGACCGCAGCGCUCUGGUCACCGACAACAUCGUGUGGCCCAACGGGAUCACGCUGGACCUGUUGAACCAGCGGCUCUACUGGGUGGACUCCAAGCUGCACACCCUCUCCAGCGUGGACAUGCACGGCGGCGGGCGGCGCACCCUCGUCGUCGACGAGCACAAGUUGAGCCAUCCGCUGGGACUCGCUGUGUUUGAGGACCGAGUGUUCUGGACAGACAUCAGCAACAACGCCAUCCUGAGCGCCAACCGGCUGACUGGUGCGGACAUCACUCCAGUGGCGGAGCACCUGACUUCACCAGAGGACAUCGUGGUCUACCACAACGUCAAACAGCCUGCUGGGAGAGACUGGUGUCAGGUGUCCAACGGUGGCUGUGAGUUCAUGUGCCUGGCUGCACCACAAGUGGGCAGACACCCGCCAAAAUAUACCUGCGUCUGCCCGGAUGCCAUGGUGCUCGCCAGUGACAUGAGGAGAUGUCUACCAGCUUCCGUGCAGCCUGCAGUUCCAACCACCGACCACCCAGUAACCACCGCGAACCCACCCCAGCCCCGGGUCAGGAGCUCUGCCGCUCCAGUAACAACCACGAGACCGGUGGUCAAGCCAGCGCAAAGCACUGCGGGGCCUCAGGUCCGAACCACUCAACCUGAACCCCAGCCAGCACAGCCUGAAGACCCAAAGACAACCACAGAAAGCCCAGUCACUUCUCAAGACCUUGGCCAUGACGUUGGUGCAGUGAUACCCCAAACAGCCUCCAGCCCGCCACUUGCCUUGUACAUCGCCUUACCUUUGGUAAUCCUGUGCAUAAUGGCUGUCGCUGGCCUGCUGCUCUGGAAGAACUACAAGCUGAAGAACACCAACACCAUCCACUUUGACAACCCUGUCUAUCAAAAAACCACAGAGGACCAGGUUCACAUUUGGAGGAAUCACAGCACUGAUGGGUAUUCGUAUCCAAAAAAGCAAGUUGUGAGUCGGAAUGAAGAGGCGGACAAUCCAACUUUCAGUGAGAACUGAGUAGCAGGUGAAGGACGUCCAUGAAAUGGUGUCCCUUUUUUUUUUUUUUUUUUUUAUUGUUUACCUCACACGGAAUUGAGCUUUCAACCACCAUAUCCUCACACGGCCACUAAACCUCGUCUCGGUCAUUCAGGUUCUUUUCAUUUUGCUCAUUUUUGCUGAUUUUUUUCUACUGGAUUCCACAAUUGUUUUUCUUGUCCAAGUCAAAAAUCAGUUAGCAGUUAGCAACAUUAGCAACAGUGCAAAAAUGGCCUUUUUCACUGUUAUUGCAGUCAGGCAAACAUUGAUGCUGGAAACAAAAGAAUAUUUAAAAAUUUUACUUGACACAUGCUAACAUUACCAUGCUAACUUUUUCAGCCAGUUUUGCAGCUGAACACCUCAGACUCAUAUUACUUGGUACUUGACACUAGGUAACUGUUUGCAUGCUAACAUUACCAUGGUAACAUUUUUAGCCAGUUUGCAGUCAACAUCUCAGGGUCAUAUAACUGGGUACUUGGCAUAUGCUAACAAUACCAUGCUAACUUUUUUAGCCAGUUUUGCAGCCAACACCUCAGAGUCAUUUAAUUUGGUACAUGACACAUGCUAACAUUACCAUGCUAACUUUUUCAGCCAGUUUUGCAGCUGAACACCUCAGAGUAAUAUAACGAGCUACUUGACACAUGCUAACUUUUUUAGCCAGUUUUGCAGCCAACACCUCAGAGUCAUUUAAUUUUGUACUUGACACAUGCUAACUGUUAGCAAGCUAACAUUAUCAUGCCAACUUUUUAGCUGAAGGUCUCUGACUCAUAUUACUUGGUACUUGACACAUGCUAGCUGUUAGCAUGCUGAUAUUACCAUCCUACAUUUUGAGCCUGUUUUGGAGCUGAACACCUCGGAGUUAUAUUAGGGGGUACUUGACAUGCUAACAUUCACAUGGUAACUUUUUUAGUCAUUUUUGUAGCCAACACCUCAGGGUCAUUUAAUUUGAUACUUGACACAUGCAAACUGUUAGCAUAAUAACAAUACCAUGCUAACUUUUUCUAAACGUCUCAGACUCACAUUACUUGGUACUUGACACGUGUUAACUGAUAGAAUGCUAACAUUACAAUGCUACGUUUUGAGCCUGUUUUGCAGCCGAACACCUCAAAGUCAUUUAACGAGGUACUUGACGCAUGCUAACAUUACCAUGCUAACUUUUCCAGCCAGUUUUGCAGCCAACACCUCAGAGUCAUUUAUUUGGUACUUGACACUUGCUAACUGUUAGCAUGCUAACAAUACUAUGCUAACUUUUUAGCCGAACGCCCCAGGCUUAUAUUACUUGGUACUUGACACGUGCUAACUGUUUGCAUGCUAACAUUACCAUGGUAACUUUUUUAGCCAGUUUUGCAGUCAACACCUCAGGGUCAUUUAUUUCGAUACUUGACAUAUGCAAACUGUUAGCAUACUAACAUUACCAUGCUAACUUUUUAGCCGAAAGCCUCACUCAUAUUACUUGGUACUUGAUGCAUGCUAACUGUUAGCAUGCUAACAUGCUAUGUUUUGAGCCUGUUUUGCAGCCGAACACCUCAGUCAUAUAACGAGGUAUUUGAGGCAUGCUAACAUUACCAUGCUAAAUUUUUUUAGCCAGUUUUGCAGCCAACACCACAGAGUCAUUUCAUUUGGUACUUGACACAUGCUAACUGUUAGCAUGCUAACAUUACCACGCUAACUUUUUUGCCGAACGCCUCAGACUUAUGUUACUCGGUUCUUGACACGUGUUAACUGUUAGCAUGCUAACAUUACCAUGCUACAUUUUGAGCCCGUUUUGCAGCCAAACAUCUCGGAGUUAUAUAAGGAGGUACUUGACAUGCUAACAUUUACAUCCUAACUUUUUUAGCCAGUUUUGCAGCUAACACCUCAGAGUCAUUUCAUUUGGUACUUAACACAUGCUAACUGUUAGCAUGCUAACAUUACCACGCUAACUAUUUAGCCGAACGCCUCAGACUCAUAUUACUUGGAACUUGACACGUGUUAACUGUUAGCAUGCUAACAUCACCGUGCUACAUUUUGAGCCUGUUUUGUAGCCGAACAACUCAGAGUUAUAUAACUAGGUACUUAGCACAUGCUAACAAUACCAUGAUAACCUUUUUUAGCCAGAUUUGCAGCCAACACCUUGGAGUAAAUUAAUUUGAUACUUGACACAUGCUAAGUGUUAGCAUGCUAACAUUACAUGCUAAUUUUUUAGCCGAACGCGUCAGACUCGUAUUACUUGGUACUUGACACGUGCUAACCUUUAGCAUGCUAACAUUAUCAUGCUAUCUUUUCAUAUAAGGAGGUACUUGACAUGCUAACGUUUUAGCCAGUUUUGCAGCCAAUCACUUUAAAGUCAUAUAAGGAGGUACCUGACACGUGCUAACAUUACCACGCUAACUUUUUUGCCUGUUUUGCAGCCGGACACCUCAGGGUCAUAUAACGAGCUACUUGACACAUGCUAACAUUACCAUGCUAACUUUUUUAGCCAGUUUUGCAGCCAACACACAGUCAUUUAAUAUGAUACUUGACACAUGCUAACUGUUUGUAUACUAACAUUACAAUGCUAACUUUUUAGCUAGCUUUGCAGUCAACACCUUAGAGUCAUUUGGUACUUGACAGAUGCUAACUGUUAGCAUGCUAACAUUACCAUGCUAACUUUUUAGCCGAGCGCCUCAGACUCAUAUUACUUCUUACUAAACAUGUGCUAACUGUUAGCAUGCUGACAUUACCAUGCUAACUUUUUAGCCAGUUUUGCAGCCGGACAACUCAGGGUCAUAUAACUAGGUACUUAACACAUGCUAACAUUACCAUGCUAACAUUACCACGCUACCUUUUUAGCCGAAUGCCUCACACUCAUGUUACUUGGUACUUGACACGUGUUAACUGAUAGCAUGCUAACAUUACAAUGCUACGUUUUGAGCCUGUUUUGCAGCCGAACACCUCAAAGUCAUUUAACGAGGUACUUGACGCAUGCUAACAUUACCAUGCUAAAUUUUUGAGCCAGUUUUGCAGCCAAUUUAUUUGGUACUUGACACAUGCUAACUGUUAGCAUGCUAACAAUACUAUGCUAACUUUUUAGCCGAACUCCUCAGACUUAUAUUACUUGGUACUUGACACGUACUAACUGUUUGCAUGCUAACAUUACCAUGGUAACUUUUUUAGCCAGUUUUGAAGUCAACACCUCAGGGUCAUUUAUUUCGAUACUUGACAUAUGCAAACUGUUAGCAUACUAACAUUACCAUGCUAACUUUUUAGCCGAAAGCCUCAGACUCAUAUUACUUGGUACUUGAUGCAUGCUAACUGUUAGCAUGCUAACAUGCUAUGUUUUGAGCCUGUUUUGCAGCCGAACACCUCAGUCAUAUAACGAGGUAUUUGAGACAUGCUAACAUUACCAUACUAAAUUUUUUUAGCCAGUUUUCCAGCCAACACCUCAGAGUCAUUUCAUUUGAUACUUGACAUAUGCUAACUGUUAGCAUGCUAACAUUACCAUGCUAACUUUUUAGCCGAACGUCUCAGAGUCAUAUUACAUGGUACUUGACACGUGCUAACUGUUAGCAUGCUAACAUAACCGUGCUACGUUUGAGCCCAUUUUGCAGCCGAACAUCUCAGAGUUUUAUAAGGAGGUACUUGACAUGCUAACAUUUACAUGCUAACUUUUUUAGCUAGUUUUGCAGCCAACACCUCAGAGUCAUUUCAUUUGGUACUUGACACAUACUAACUGUUAGCAUGCUAAAAUUACCAUGCUAACUUUUUAAACGAACGCCUCAGACUCGUAUUACUUGGAACUUGACACGUUGUAACUGUUAGCAUGCUAACAUUACCAUGCUACAUUUUGAGCCUGUUUUGCAACCGAACACCUCAGAGUUAUUUAACUAGGUACUUAUCACAUGCUAACAAUACCAUGAUAACUUUUAAAGCCAGAUUUGCAGCCAGCACCUUUGAGUAAUUUAAUUUGAUGCUUCACACAUGCUAACUGUUAGCAUGAUAACAUUACCACUCUAACUUUUUUGCCGAACGCCUCAGACUCAUAUUACUUGGUACUUUUCACGUGUUAACUGGUAGCAUGUUAAAAAUACCAUGCUAACUUUUUUAGCCAGUUUUGCAGCCAACACCUCAGAGUAAUUUCAUUUGGUACUUGACACAUGCUAACUGUAAGCAUGCUAACUUUUAUUUUUAGACAACUUUUGCAUGCAUGCUGCUUCAUAGUCGCAUAAUUUGGUAUGCGACACAUUCUGUUAGCACGCCAAGGUAAGCAUUUAAGUGCAGCUAGCACAUUUAAGUGUUUUUUUUUUAUUUUUGUGUAGCGUUCUAAACCAAACUGUGUUUAUUUUGUCCGGGCCAAAGAAAAACAAGCUGGGGGGCCGCACUUUGGACACCCCUGGUUCAGCACGCUAUAUGGAUGAGAUCCAGGAUGGGAGUCCAAAGAGUUCGAUGUGCUCUUUUUUAUGGGUUCCAUUUUCACUUGUGGAGUUUUCAAGCACAUGUUGGAGGCAUUUUUAGCUCCAGUCCGUCAUGUUGGACUUUUUGUUGUUGUUGUUUUUAUUGGAGAAACAUGAGAUUUGUACGUCCACGUCUCGCUGGAGGAGAGAGUGCAUUCCUUUGAUGCAGACAUGUGUGAGCGCACUAUAACACGUGUACAUUUCCAGCCUGGCCUUAUGGCAGCACAGAAAACACGUGCCUCUCCUCCGUCUUUGCAUUCCAACUUUUCCUCCCGUCUUCGUUUUUGGCGGAGGACGGAGAAGAGAAUCGGAUCUAUUGUAAAUGUUGGAGAAAAUGUAUAUAGUCAUUUAAUGUAAAUAGGAUGUUCAUAAAUGUAAAUAUUCUUGUUUUUUUCUGGUACAAAUGUUUUCCUUUGCUGUACAUAAAUAAAUGCUUGUAUUUAUUAAAGAUCCACUCAGCACUCAA
This is a messenger RNA of Nerophis ophidion (straightnose pipefish), 7640 nucleotides long. RefSeq names its product low density lipoprotein receptor a (gene ldlra). Lineage: Eukaryota; Metazoa; Chordata; Actinopteri; Syngnathiformes; Syngnathidae. The transcript is spliced from 18 exons. Bases 96 to 2744 code for a protein of 882 amino acids. Gene Ontology annotation, molecular function: protein binding; calcium ion binding. The record is from RefSeq and is a predicted model, not a curated record.